Pristis pectinata (smalltooth sawfish) is the source of this 2219-nucleotide messenger RNA. RefSeq names its product ATP synthase F1 subunit alpha (gene atp5f1a). The record is from RefSeq and is a predicted model, not a curated record. The transcript has 12 exons. Gene Ontology annotation, molecular function: ATP binding; proton-transporting ATP synthase activity, rotational mechanism; ADP binding. Lineage: Eukaryota; Metazoa; Chordata; Chondrichthyes; Rhinopristiformes; Pristidae. Bases 419 to 2080 code for a protein of 553 amino acids. Gene Ontology annotation, biological process: proton transmembrane transport; proton motive force-driven ATP synthesis.
GCUGCACUGCACUGCACUGCCACACACUUGCAGCCAUGCAGGGGUGAACUGUCACAACCACAUGGGACGUCAAUGAGGAGCGGAAACAACGGAGUUGGAGCAUGAACUUGGGAGGCAGCCGCAUAUUCUGGAAUUGUGCAGCGAAUGUAUUGCCCGUCAUUUCCAGCGUCCGGCAUCUUCAGCGGGGCGGCUGCGGAUCAUUUCGCCCGAGGAGCGCGUCGCCUGCCCCUCCUCGGCGGGGAGCGCCGUCCGUUUCCGGGGCAGCAGGCGGAGCCUCGCUCUGGCGCCGCCGACCUCUCCCUUCAGGAGCCGAGCAGCGGCUGGAGGCGGCCGCCAUUUGCAGAGCCGCUCGGUGCAGGAGGAGGCACGUCCCGGGCAUAGUCCGCCGUCGCACCGCUCCAACGCCUGAGUCCGCACCAUGUUGUCGGUCCGUCUCACAGCCGCAUUCGCGCGGUCUCUCGCCAGGCAGCGAUCUCAGGUGGCACGACAAGUCUUUCCUGCAGGAUUUGUAGCCACUAAGAAUCUUCACACUUCAAGGACAUGGCUUCAAAAGACUGGUACCGCAGAGGUUUCUUCCAUCCUGGAGGAACGUAUCCUGGGAGCUGACACCUCUGCUGACCUGGAAGAGACUGGUCGUGUGCUGUCAAUUGGUGAUGGUAUCGCUCGUGUGUAUGGCCUGCGAAAUGUGCAGGCUGAAGAAAUGGUGGAAUUCUCCUCUGGUCUGAAGGGGAUGUCCUUGAAUUUGGAACCUGACAAUGUUGGUGUCGUUGUAUUUGGUAAUGACAAGCUGAUUAAGGAAGGUGACAUUGUGAAGAGAACUGGUGCCAUUGUGGAUGUUCCAGUAGGAGAGGAACUACUUGGACGUGUUGUAGAUGCCCUGGGAAAUGCCAUUGAUGGAAAGGGUCCACUUGGAGCUAAGAACCGUAGGCGUGUGGGAUUGAAAGCACCUGGUAUUAUUCCCAGGAUCUCAGUGCGUGAGCCCAUGCAGACUGGUAUUAAGGCCGUGGAUAGUCUGGUGCCCAUUGGCCGCGGUCAGCGUGAGCUUAUCAUUGGUGAUAGACAGACUGGCAAAACCGGUAUUGCUAUUGACACCAUCAUCAACCAAAGGAGAUUCAAUGAUGGCACUGAUGAGAAGAAGAAAUUGUACUGCAUCUAUGUUGCUAUUGGUCAGAAGAGGUCCACUGUGGCUCAGCUGGUCAAGAGAUUGACUGAUGCUGAUGCAAUGAAGUAUACCAUCGUGGUCUCUGCCACAGCCUCUGAUGCUGCUCCACUUCAGUAUCUGGCUCCAUAUUCUGGCUGCUCAAUGGGAGAGUACUUCAGAGACAAUGGCAAGCAUGCACUAAUCAUCUACGAUGACUUAUCUAAACAGGCUGUUGCCUACCGCCAGAUGUCUUUGCUGCUGCGUCGUCCCCCAGGGCGGGAGGCCUACCCUGGUGAUGUAUUCUACCUGCACUCGCGUCUGCUGGAGAGAGCAGCCAAGAUGAAUGAUAACUUCGGUGGUGGCUCCCUUACAGCUCUUCCUGUCAUUGAGACUCAGGCUGGUGAUGUGUCUGCUUACAUUCCAACCAAUGUCAUCUCUAUCACUGAUGGUCAGAUCUUCUUGGAAACUGAACUGUUUUACAAGGGUAUCCGUCCAGCCAUUAAUGUGGGUCUGUCUGUGUCCCGUGUAGGAUCUGCUGCACAGACCAAAGCCAUGAAACAGGUGGCCGGUACCAUGAAGCUGGAGCUGGCCCAAUUCCGUGAAGUGGCAGCUUUUGCCCAGUUUGGUUCUGAUUUGGAUGCUGCUACUCAACAGCUGCUGAAUCGUGGUGUUCGUUUGACAGAGCUGCUCAAACAAGGACAGUAUGUUCCCAUGGCUAUCGAGGAACAGGUUGCAGUUAUUUAUGCUGGAGUCAGAGGUCACCUGGACAAAAUGGAGCCCAGCAAGAUCACAAAGUUUGAACCAGCUUUCUUAGCCCAUGUGAAGAGUCAGCACCAAGAUGUCUUGGCAACAAUCAGGGCUGAGGGGCACAUCAGUAAUGAAACUGAAGCCAAGCUGAAGAAGAUUGUAGUAGACUUCUUGUCAACCUUUGAGGCAUAAACUUGGUCGUCUGCUGAUCAGUCUUGUAAUGUUUUGCUGACUGCUCUGAUUCCUCCACAAACUGCAGGAAAGCAGUUUUUGCUCUUGUGUAAAAUGUACAGAAGGUUUUCUCUUCAGAGAAUAAAAUAUUCCAUUCAAA